Messenger RNA from Suncus etruscus (white-toothed pygmy shrew), 2601 nucleotides. It is a transcript of the gene EIF5A2, whose product is annotated as eukaryotic translation initiation factor 5A2. NCBI's taxonomy places the organism in Eukaryota, Metazoa, Chordata, Mammalia, Eulipotyphla, Soricidae. Gene Ontology annotation, biological process: positive regulation of translational elongation; positive regulation of translational termination. The transcript is spliced from 4 exons. The coding region runs from base 8 to 469 and encodes 153 amino acids. Gene Ontology annotation, molecular function: RNA binding; ribosome binding; translation elongation factor activity. The record is from RefSeq and is a predicted model, not a curated record.
GGCCACCAUGGCGGAUGAAAUCGAUUUCGCCACGGGAGAUGCCGGGGCUUCCAGCACUUACCCGAUGCAGUGCUCGGCGCUGCGCAAAAACGGCUUCGUGGUCCUCAAAGGACGGCCUUGCAAGAUCGUCGAGAUGUCCACUUCCAAAACUGGGAAGCACGGGCAUGCGAAGGUUCACCUUGUUGGAAUUGAUAUUUUCACGGGCAAAAAAUAUGAAGAUAUUUGCCCUUCGACUCACAAUAUGGAUGUUCCAAAUAUUAAGAGAAAUGAUUAUCAACUGAUAUGCAUACAGGAUGGUUACCUUUCCCUGCUGACAGAAACUGGUGAAGUUCGUGAGGAUCUUAAGCUGCCAGAAGGUGAACUAGGCAAAGAAAUAGAAGGAAAAUACAAUGCAGGUGAAGAUGUACAGGUAUCUGUCAUGUGUGCAAUGAGUGAAGAAUAUGCCGUAGCCAUAAAGCCGUGCAAAUAAAAGGGAACAUUAGGCAUGAGCAAACUGCUUAGGUCUGAAUCAAGUACAGAUCUAAAGUUUGUUCUAAAUUGUCACCAAAGCUAUGGCCUUCAUAAGCAAUCUCAUUUCUUUUUUACUUAUUUUAAAGUCAUACUGUUUAUUUUGCAGAAAAUUGAUAGUUUAAAAAGAAUAAUCAAGUGUAUGAUUCCUUUUUUAAUUUUGUAGAUCUUUUCUGUAACAUUCUUAGGGUUUUCAGUAUGAGUACAAGAAACUGAGAAAAAGCUUCAGCAGAUAAGAUUUAUCUGAGAAAAUCAUUCCUGAAUUUUAAUUAAGUGAUAGAUAAACCAGGGUUUUAAUUAAAUAAUGUAGCAUCUAGUGACAUUGAAGCACUAUAUUUAAAUUGAAUUGCUCUGCAUUAAAGUUAAUGUCAUACAAUAAGUACUGUGUGGAAUUGUUGCAGUCUCAGCCUGGCAAGCACAAAUCCUUAAAAAAAAAGUAAUGUUAUCAGGGCUGGAGUGAUAAUACAACAGGUAGGGCAUUUGCCUUGCAUGCAACUGCUCUGGUCCUAUCCUGGCACCCUAUAUGGUCCCCUGAGCACUGAUAGGAAUAAUUCUUGAGUUCAGAGCCAGGAGUAACCCCUGAGCACCAUCAAGUAUGGCCCCCCAAAAAAUCAUGUUAUUAGGGCCAGAGCAGAUAGUAAGCAGAUAGGGUAUUUGCCUUGCACAUAGCCACCCUAGGUUCAAUUCCCAGCACCACAUAUGUUCUUCUGAGCCUGCCAGCAAUGAUCCAUAAAUGCAGAGCCAGUAAUAAGACCUGACCACUGCCAGGAGUGGCAAAGAAAAAAAAUGUAUGUUAUCAAAAAGUGUCAGUUAUCUUAAUAGCCAUGUGCAACCACCUAUAUUACCUCAAUCAUAAUUUUCUGUCAGAUUGUUGGCAGACUUCAUAUUACCUUAUAUAUAUAUGGUGAUUUUGAUACUUAUGUUGACAGGAGCAUUGGUUUAUUGUUUAUUCAUUAGUAAAUCAGAAUGUAAAGAAAACAGAGACAGGGAUAGUGAUAUUAGAUGUUGUUACUGCUAAAGUUUCUAGCUGUGUUUUUGUUCCUCUGUCUCACUGCUUUAUAAAAUAUUGUCCAGUACUUGAUGUCAAUAUUUUGAAUAAAUACUGAUAGUCACUCCAAGCAUUUUUAAGUAGAUAUUUUGACAUUAAGAUGUCAGGAAAAAACUGGAAACUUUAUUUUAAAUUUAUUUGAACAUUUGUCAAAUUUGUAUACCUCAUUCUAAAACAAACUGAACUGAACAUGGGAGAAAAGUUACAUUGUGUGAUAUUUAACUUAUUUUAAGAAGUAUAGGUAUUUUUUGACUGUCAUGACAAUUCAACUACUGAUGUGUAAAAUAAUUAGGAAAGAAUUAGUAAACUGAAAUUUUUAGACAUUUUUAGAUGAGUCUGCUAUUUAGUCUUUCAAAUCAUAUUUAUCAUAAUUUCCAAAAUUUCAACACAAUGUCAUAGGGGUUUAGAUUGCCUUUAACUCAAUAAACUCAUUAUAGUGUUGAUGCUUGCAACAAACUGAUUAUUAAUACCUUCAUUCUAUAUGAUAGAUUAUAAGCCAUCAUGCUUUGAUCUUUAAAAGGUCCUUUGUCCAUAUUAUCUAGAAAAAUCGUAUACAACAAUUGGCCUAAUCAGGACCAGAAAUAGCAUUGGGAACAGAAAAUCCUGAAGGUUUUUUUGUAUAAAUUUAUUUGUACACUCCUUAAAAUCUUGUCAUGGCUUCAACAAGUCCAUUUAGAGAAGGAAGAGAGACCAUAAGAGAAAUGCAGGAAUUGUAAAGCACAAGAACUAAGGUUGUAGUUUAUCAUGUACAGAGUGACACUUUCACUUUUACCCAUUGAAGCACAAUUAGUAAUUAAACUAAAUUCUUUCCAGUAUUGCAUAUAAGUAUUUACUACAUAUUAUUCUAGUUUUUUUUUACUACUCUAAUAUGUAUAUUACUUGCUUCUGGUUGACAUUAUUACCCACAAAACUUCCAUUAAGUUUUCCAUCUGUGCUGCUUGUGGAUAUGACCUCAGUUAAACAUACUAAUAUUCUGAUUUAGUAAUUCUGUAUUAGCAUGGCUUUGUUCUUCCUAACUUGUUAAAAAUGUAACAUAUAUUUUCAAU